Molecule: messenger RNA, 1638 nt
Organism: Erythranthe guttata (spotted monkey flower)
Lineage: Eukaryota; Viridiplantae; Streptophyta; Magnoliopsida; Lamiales; Phrymaceae
Product: gibberellin 2-beta-dioxygenase 2
Source: RefSeq, a predicted model, not a curated record
GGAAGUAAAUGGAUUUUGUUGUUUGAGCAUCAUUUGUCCUGACAGCAUAUAUAUAAUUAGUAGUCGCUAUAGUUGUACUUACUUAUUUUAUUUUAUUUAAUUAAAUCAGUAUUUUAAGCAUUAAAGCUGGAACGGUUAUCUCGUCUAUUUAACCCCGCGCGCAAACUCAAACCAAUAAUCCCUCCUCCAACUCCAAACCCCAUAUAAUAUAUAUUUAAUUAUUUCCUUUCUUCAAAAAAAAAAAACAUGGUAGUAGUUCCUUUGAGAAGCAAAAAAUCUCGGGCGGCGGUUGGAGUUCCGGUAAUAGAUCUCAGCCUGGAAAGGUCAAAGCUAUGCGAAUCCAUUACAAAAGCAUGCCAAGAGUUUGGAUUUUUCCAGGUCGAAAACCAUGGAAUUUCAAGUGAUAUUAUAUCAAGAGUUGAAAUGGAGGGCCUUGAUUUUUUCUCAAAACCUGCAUGCCACAAGCAACGGGCCGGGCCUCCAAGCCCAUUUGGUUAUGGUUGCAAGAACAUCGGGUUCAAUGGCGAUAAAGGCGACCUCGAAUAUCUUCUAAUGGAGGCUAAUCCUCAUUCUAUUGCUGAGAGAUCCAAAUCCAUCUCCACUGAUCCCACAAAGUUCAGCUGUGCUGUGAAUGAUUACACAGAAGCGGUUAGAAAGCUGGCAUGUGAGAUACUUGAAAUGGUGGCUGAAGGACUGUGGGUCCCAGAUAAAUCUAUUUUCAGUGACCUCAUUAAAGAUGUUAACAGCGACUCUUGCUUCCGAAUCAAUCACUAUCCUCCUUCACUCAACGAUCAUAUUUCCAUCGACGACGAUAAUAAUAAUUGGAUUAAUAAUAAUAUUGAUAAUAACCCUAAACCCGGCCAACUGUUUGAUAAUAUUAAUAAUAAUCAUAGCACCACCAAAACUCGAAUCGGGUUUGGAGAGCACUCAGACCCUCAGAUUCUCACAAUCUUGCGAUCCAACAACGUCGGUGGCCUUCAAAUCUUGUCCCGAGAUGGAUUGUGGAUUCCUAUUCCUCCUGAUUCGGAUAAAUUUUGCGUUUUUGUCGGUGAUGCUUUUCAGGCGAUGACUAAUGGGAGAUUUGUGAGCGUGAGGCAUAGGGCGAUGGCGAACUCGGUGAAGCCAAGAACGUCGAUGAUGUAUUUUGCAGCACCGCCGCUGAAUGCAUGCAUAACUCCAAUACCGCAGCUUGUCUCGAUUGAAAAUCCAUGUAUGUAUCGGCCAUUCACAUGGGGGGAGUUUAAGACAACUGCGUAUUCAUUACGAUUGGCCGAUCAUCGUCUCGAUUUGUUCAAAAAACAACAUAUUGUGUAAUAAUUAUUUUCCUUAGAUUGUCUCUGUCAUUUUAUUAUUUAUUUCUUUGCCGUGGAAUUAGGAGUAUGUAGGGUAUACAUGAUCAUGUAGCUGCACAUGUAUAUGUUGCACUCAUGUUUUAGAGUGGCCGGGGUCUAUGUGUGUAUUUACUUUCAAUAUGCAUGUAGAGAGAGAGAGAGAGAGAGAGAGAGAGAGAGAGAGAGAGAGAGAGAGAGAGAGAGAGAGAGAGAGAGAGAGAGAGAGAGAGUAAAUUAUCAUGAUUUGAGGUGCUUACCAUGUAUGUCUCGUACUUAAUAAAUACUAUUAGCAUAAAGUCAACUUUAA